This is a messenger RNA of Solea senegalensis (Senegalese sole), 583 nucleotides long. It is a transcript of the gene celf2, whose product is annotated as cugbp, Elav-like family member 2. Gene Ontology annotation, biological process: regulation of alternative mRNA splicing, via spliceosome; mRNA splice site recognition. The record is from RefSeq and is a predicted model, not a curated record. Gene Ontology annotation, cellular component: cytoplasm; nucleus; ribonucleoprotein complex. The transcript has 3 exons. Lineage: Eukaryota; Metazoa; Chordata; Actinopteri; Pleuronectiformes; Soleidae. Bases 161 to 544 code for a protein of 127 amino acids. Gene Ontology annotation, molecular function: mRNA 3'-UTR binding.
GAAGAAGACUCGGCUCUUCUCGCACCUGUCCUCUCUGUCUCCAAACGGAACAGUCGCGCAGUUUUUGGAGCGCGAGCGACGCUUUUUUUUUUUCUUUUUACACACACACACACACACACUCACACACACUCACAGUGUCGCCACAGACACCAGCAGCAGCAUGACUUCGUCCUACAGCCUGGAUUUCCUGCCUGAGAUGAUGGUGGAGAGUCGCCUGCUCGUCCCCGCGGACAGACUUAACGGCACGGCCGGGAAGAUGAACGGCGCGCUGGAGCAUUCGGACCAACCGGACCCGGACGCCAUCAAGAUGUUUGUGGGCCAGAUUCCGCGCUCCUGGUCAGAGAAGGAGCUGAAGGAGCUGUUUGAGCCGUACGGAGCCGUUUACCAGAUCAACAUCCUCCGAGAUCGCAGCCAGAACCCUCCACAGAGCAAAGGAUGCUGUUUUGUCACGUUUUAUACGAGGAAAGCCGCCCUUGAAGCCCAGAAUGCACUGCACAACAUAAAGACCUUAACAGGGGUGAGUGUGUCCUCAAUUCUCCUCUAAUCACACAUUUCCAGCAUAUCACCCUGAGGCGGCCCCGCC